Molecule: messenger RNA, 1249 nt
Organism: Dunckerocampus dactyliophorus (ringed pipefish)
Lineage: Eukaryota; Metazoa; Chordata; Actinopteri; Syngnathiformes; Syngnathidae
Gene: ndufa10
Product: NADH:ubiquinone oxidoreductase subunit A10
Exons: 10
Coding region: 79-1161 (360 amino acids)
Biological process (GO): mitochondrial electron transport, NADH to ubiquinone
Cellular component (GO): cytoplasm
Source: RefSeq, a predicted model, not a curated record
GACGUAUAAUUCAGCGGCCGGUUAACCAGUGAAUGAUAUUUCGGGUCAGGUCGGAGGGGUUCUGGAGGACAGUUAACCAUGGCCCUGAGGGCGAUCCGGUUGGUCAUCCCAUCGGGGACAACCGUAUUGAGAUCUGCUAACGUCGCUCAGAAGGCAUGGCCACAAAACGCGUCCGUGCACACCACCCCGGCCAGGAGUCUGGUGUAUGGCUGGUUGGCCUACAUGCUGGGGGAAAGGACCACGCCGCGCUUCAAUCAGUAUAGCAAGAUCAUCUCCGUUGACGGCAACCUGGCGUCGGGGAAAGGAGCGCUGGCGCAAAAGCUGGCUGACAAGCUGGGGAUGCUUUACAUGCCAGAGGCUGACACCUUCUACCUGGACAAGAUGACCGGAGAGAAGCAACCCCUCCCCAUUGACUUCAACGGGAUGUGCAGCCUGGAGAAGUUCUACGAGGACCCCAAAGCUGCAGACGGUAACAGCUACAGGCUGCAGCUGUGGAUGUACACCAUGAGGCUGCUUCAGUACUCGGAUGCCAUCGAACACCUGCUCACCACAGGCCAAGGAGUCAUCCUGGAGCGCUCCCCCUUCAGCGACAUGGUCUUCCUGGACGCCAUGUUCAAGCAGGGCUACAUCAGGAAGGAGUGCGUGCAGCACUACGAGGAGAUUAAACACAUCAGCAUCUGUGAGUUCCUGCCCCCGCACCUCGUUAUCUACGUGGACGUGCCUGCCGAGGAGGUGCACAGGAAGCUGAAACAGAGCGGCAGGCCACACCUUCAGAACGUGGAUUUGGCGUACCUGAGGAGCAUCGAGGACAGCUACAAAAAGUCCUUCCUGCCACAAAUCAGUGAAGAAUCAGAGCUGCUAGCGUACAGCGCAACCCAAGCACAAGACGUCGAGAGGGUCGUGGAGGACAUCGAGUACUUGAAGUUUGACAAAGGGCCGUGGCUGGAUCAAGACGACGUCUCCUACCACCACAUGAGAAUACUGGUUCAGGACAAGCAGGGGGUGGCCACGUUGACCCACAUACCCAAGUUCCUCCCAGAGAUCACCAUCGGUGCUCACGACUUUGAUGAAAAAUACUACGCCUAUAGAUCACUUCCCGGGAAGAAAUACGCUCCUGGUUUUAAUGCAGACGUUGGAGACAAAAACCUCUGGCUGAAGUAAAGAAGCCUGCGACCAAUCAGCUCGCAACUUGUCUGCGCUUGUACAUCCUAAAUAUGUAUGUAUUCACAAAAUAAAUGCUGACUCACUA